AUCCCUGUCCUGUUUCAACGCUCAAUGGUCGUGUGUUGUCUUCUCUAGUUUUCCACAUUCUCACACCCUUUCAUAAUACGUAUGAAGGGUCUCCAAGGAUUAAGACAUCAAUCAUAACCAGAACAUUCAACACCUGAAAAAUGAGUCAAUUGUCAUCUGGGAUUGUUUGCAGUGGCACCAACUCUUUGGUACCAUUAUUAUCAUUACCACCACCAUCUUCAAUUUCUUCUUCUUCCUCAGCUUCCUUGUCUUUUAGCAGAUUCAUCAAAGGGAAAGCACUGGUUUUGGAUUACUGGGCAGUUAAUAAAAAUUGCUAUAAACGAAGGAGAGGACAACAUGUAAUUCAGGCAUCAAGCGAGUUUGCUUCUCAAUCCAUCUGGGAUGAUUGGAAACCCCCCAAAGCGUCUUCCACUCCUUCCUUCAGCGAGAUUCUAUGGCCCUCUGCAGGGGCAUUUGUAGCUAUGGCAAUGUUGGGAAAGCUGGAUCAGUUAUUGGCACCUAAAGGACUCUCAAUCACAACUGCUCCAUUAGGGGCAGUUUCUGCUCUCCUCUUCGCCACGCCUAACGCUCCUUCUGCCCGGAAGUACAGUAUAUUCAUGUCCCAAAUAGGCUGUGCAGUCAUAGGUGUUUUGGCCCUCACAAUAUUCGGACCUGGAUUGCUGGCCAAGAGUGCUAGUGUCGCAGCCUGCGUUGCUUACAUGAUUUACACCGGCACGGUUCAUCCCCCAGCCGUAGCCAUGCCAUUGAUUUUCAUUGAUGGAGUUAAGUUGCAUCACUUGAAUUUCUGGUAUGCUUUGUAUCCAGGGGCUGCGUGUUGCAUUCUGCUCUGUUUGAUUAAAGAGGUGGUUCUAUACUUGAAGCAAAAUUUCAAAUUUUGACCUCUACUUUGCAAAGCUGAAAGAUACAUCUCUCCUAAGGUAGCAAAGAAGCUACCUACACUUCUGCUAUCUCUUCUAAUUUCAUUUACUGAAGGACCAGUAGAACAUUCUUUGAUCAGAAUUCAGAAUCGGUGAGUAGUAAGCAUGUCCGGAUCAAAAUAAAGGUUUGUCCUAGAUUUUUAUUCCAGAAGCAAGGCUCCAAUGGAAAUUGGAUGGUUCUAAGUGUAGCUAGCAAGUUGCAAAAUAGUACUGGUAAUGUUAUGGGUCAUCAUUCAUCAAGUCCGUUGUAUCUGAAAAUAUUUGUUAAUAAUUACUUGUAAACUUUUGUAUAUCUAGUUUGCCUCCUUUGGUAGACACAGGGGAAAGCUAUAUAUGUAUAGGAAAGGAUCCAACUCAUCAGAGGCUGGAACAGAUUGGUGUACAAAUAGUGACGAAUAACUUACCUGAAACAGUGAAACUGAAAGCAUGACUUGUUUGUUUCAUCAAUUAAUGCUUACUGUAUUUUUUUC
This is a messenger RNA of Lotus japonicus, 1387 nucleotides long. RefSeq lists its product as uncharacterized. Bases 141 to 878 code for a protein of 245 amino acids. The record is from RefSeq and is a predicted model, not a curated record. The transcript is spliced from 5 exons. NCBI's taxonomy places the organism in Eukaryota, Viridiplantae, Streptophyta, Magnoliopsida, Fabales, Fabaceae.